Phyllostomus hastatus (greater spear-nosed bat) is the source of this 984-nucleotide messenger RNA. Its product is annotated as putative olfactory receptor 52P1. The coding region runs from base 19 to 984 and encodes 321 amino acids. The record is from RefSeq and is a predicted model, not a curated record. The transcript has a single exon. NCBI's taxonomy places the organism in Eukaryota, Metazoa, Chordata, Mammalia, Chiroptera, Phyllostomidae. Gene Ontology annotation, molecular function: olfactory receptor activity; G protein-coupled receptor activity. Gene Ontology annotation, cellular component: membrane. Gene Ontology annotation, biological process: G protein-coupled receptor signaling pathway.
AGAACUCCUGGCCAGAUCAUGGAGUCUCCUAAUCACACUAACCUGGACCCUUCUCUUUUCUUCCUCCUGGGCAUCCCAGGCCUGGAACAGUUCCACCUGCUGCUCUCACUUCCCGUAUUCUGCCUGGGCACAGCCACAAUUGUGGGCAAUAUAAUCAUCCUGGUUGUUGUUGCCACUGAACCAGCCCUGCACAAGCCUGUGUACCUGUUUUUGUGUAUGCUCUCAACCAUUGACUUGGCUGCCUCCUUCUCUACAGUUCCCAAGCUAUUGGCCAUCCUCUGGUGUGGAGCUGGACACAUCUCUGCCUCUGCCUGCCUGGCACAGAUGUUUUUCAUUCAUGCCUUCUGCAUGAUGGAAUCCACUGUGUUGCUGGCCAUGGCCUUUGACCGCUAUGUGGCCAUUUGCUACCCACUCCGCUAUACCACUAUCCUCACUGACACCAUCAUUGCCCGAGUUGGAGUGGUAGCUAUGGUGCGGGGCUCCAUGCUCAUGCUCCCAUGCCCCUUCCUCAUUGGACGUUUAAGCUUCUGUCAAAGCCAUGUGAUCCCACACACAUACUGUGAGCACAUGGCUGUAGUAAAGCUGGCCUGUGGAGAUACUAGGCCUAACCGUGUAUAUGGACUGACUGCAGCACUGCUGGUCAUUGGGGUUGAUUUGUUCUGUAUUGCUCUCUCCUAUGUCUUCAUUGCACGAGCUGUCUUUCGCCUCUCAUCUCAUGAAGCUCGAUCCAAGGCCCUAGGGACCUGUGGUUCCCAUGUCUGUGUCAUUCUAAUCUCUUACACACCAGCACUCUUCUCCUUUUUUACCCAUCGUUUUGGCCACCAUGUUCCACUCCAUAUUCACAUUCUUUUAGCCAAUGUCUAUCUGCUUUUCCCACCUGCUCUUAAUCCUAUGGUGUAUGGAGUUAAGACCAAAGAGAUUCGAGAGAGGGUUGUCAGGGUAUUUCAAAGGGGGCAGGAAACUGGGGUCAAGGCAUUUGAGUGA